CGGCUAUAGAUAAUAUAUAUAUUAUCUAAAGCCGUGAUCUUAAGUCAUGUACAUAUCUUAGUCCGUGGUUACAAAAUUCAAUUUAAAAUUUAGUUUCGUAGAUCACAUUGUUGAGUAUUUUUUUUAUGAAUUUUAAAGCCAAGUAUUAUUAAAUGAUUGAAUGUGUUUAUGAAAGAAAGAAUAACAUGUUUGGCUCUAGCAGUAAGCUAGAUGUCGAAUCUACUGGCAAUUUGGCACAUAGUGCUAGUGUUAGUAGUGACAUUUCAAAUCGUACCAAAAUGGAUAUUGUAUGCAUUAUAGAUGUUGUUCAAUCUAGUAAUUUGGCACACCGUAAAAGAGCUCUAGAAGAAGUGAAACAAGCAUCUAUGAUUGUUAAUGCUAACUUAUUCAUUGUUUUGUUUGAGAAAUUAGAUUUUGGAGAAACUGCAGAGCUGGAUACAUUUUAUAAUGCAGAUGUCGCCAUUGUUGAUUUGUCAAUUCAGUUUCAACAAAGCUCAUUGUUUUAUCAUUUGGGUUUACGUGAAAGUUUUGGAAUGAAACAAAACAUCAUGUUAUAUAAUGAUCUAGACACUGAAGUUACAUUAAGACUAAAGUUGUCAUGUGGAUCAUAUACAUUUCUUUCAUAUAAAUUAGAAGAUUGUGGAACUUGCCUUACUACCAAUACUUCAUUUCAAGACGAUAAUGGUACAUCUGCUUUUGAACCUAGAGUACCAGUAACAGUAAAAUUAAAAAAUUUGUUAAAAGAUGUUGAAAUUCAAACUAAAGUUCAUAUUAAAGAAAAAUUUUUAUCAGAUUUAAGAAAAGCAAGGGAAAAUUACUCUGGUGAAGAAUUACGUAAAAAAUUGCUUAUAAUGAGGAAACGACUUGAUGAUCCACAUGUUCUUUCCGGUGAUGUAGUUCAUACUAUGUUGAUAUCAUUUAGAGAUGUACAGGACUAUGAUGCAAUGGUUCAACUUGUUGAAGACAUACAAACUAUUCCUAAUAAAAAAAAUUAUAUACAAACACCAGCAUUACGAUAUUUAUAUCCUUUUGCUUUGAACAGGCGUAAUAAACCUGGAGAUCGGAAAAAAGCAUUGGAGGUUAUUGAACUAGCAUUAAAAAAGAAAGAAAAUCAAAUACCUGAUAUGGUUUGUCUAUGUGGUCGUAUUUAUAAAGAUAAAUUUGUUGAGUCAUCAUUUGAAGACAAAACUGCCCUUGAAAAUGCUAUACAUUGGUAUCGAAAAGGAUUUGAAGUGCAACCGAAUGAAUAUGCUGGAAUUAAUUUAGCCACAUUAUUACUUGUUGCUGGAAAUGAAUUUUCCAAAUCUGAAGAACUUCAACAUAUUGGUAUGGUUUUAAAUAAUUUGAUUGGAAAGAAAGGAAGCUUAUCAUCUCUUAAUGAGUACUGGGCUGUCGCAACAUUUUUUGAAAUAAGUGUAUUAGCAGAAGACUAUGGUAAAGCAAUUCAAGCAGCUGAAUGUAUGUUUAAAUUAAAACCUUCAAUUUGGUACUUAAAGUCAACAGUAGGAAAUAUUGAACUAAUUGAUAAGUUUAGAAAAAAUAGUGAAGAAGUUGAAUAUACACUAGAAAAAGACAUAUUUAAGUUUUGGAUGGAAUAUUUUGUAGAAGCCACAAAAACAGAAAUUGAUGAUACUAUUCGUUUUCCUAUUUUAGUUUUAGAACAAUUAAAAGUAUAUAUGCCUAGUUAUGUUGUGGUAAACCUUGGUGCUGAAGAAAAAUCUAUCUUCUUAUGCAAUCAGUGUAUAAAAUGUACUAGAAAUGCUUGUAAACAAGUGCAUAAGUGGUUGUUUGUUGCUAGUAUGAUAAGGAGUGUUAGUUUAUGCAAAAUAGAUGAUCGGUGUUUAUUUUUAUAUGUUCAUGCAAAUUCUGAUGAUUUUCAAAUGUAUUUUCCAUCUUCCCAAUAUCGUCAAAGGUUUUAUGAUCUCGUAAAAAAAAUGACUGAAGGUGAAGAAGGUAUGAUGACUAACUUAGAUGAGGAUUCAACUGAGGAACAAAUUAAUUUUGAAUAUGAGCUGAAUGAUUCACAAACAAAAAAAAUUCUUGGUAAAGGAACUUAUGGUAUUGUUUAUGCAGCUCUUGAUCUCAAUACUCAAGUGCGAAUUGCAGUUAAGGAAAUACCCGAAAGAAAUUUAGGUUAUGUUCAACCACUGCAUGAAGAAAUAAAACUUCAUUCUCAACUGUAUCAUCGAAAUAUUGUUCGGUAUUUAGGAUCAAUAUCUGAGGAUGGUUUUUUUAAGAUAAUUAUGGAGCAAGUACCUGGAGGAAGUCUUUCAGCUUUGUUACGUUCAAAAUGGGGACCUUUAAAAGGAAAUGAGCCCACUAUUUCAUUUUAUACUAAACAAAUUCUUGAAGGAUUAAAAUAUUUACAUGAUCAAAAAAUUGUACACCGUGAUAUUAAAGGUGAUAAUGUCUUGGUUAAUACAUAUAGUGGUGUAGUAAAAAUAUCUGAUUUUGGAACUUCUAAACGCCUUGCUGGUUUGUGUCCUAGUACUGGAACUUUCACAGGCACAUUGCAGUAUAUGGCUCCUGAAGUAAUAGACAAAGGACAAAGAGAAUAUGGUGCCCCAGCUGAUAUAUGGUCAUUAGGGUGUACAGUAGUUGAAAUGGCAACUGGCGAACCACCGUUUACAGAACUCGGAUCAGCAGUUGCAGCUGUAUUUAAAGUUGGUUUUUAUAAAACACAUCCAGAAAUACCGGAUGAACUCAGUGACCGAGCUAGCAAUUUUAUACUUAGAUGUUUCACUGUUGAUCCAGAUAAGCGAGCUACAGCUACUGAUUUACUAGAAGAUUCAUUUAUGAAUGAGAAAAAGAAAACAUCUAAAGCAUUAAUAGCUCCUCUUGAGUUUAAUCGCAGUGUAUCUGUACCAGUAGAGAAAGGCAUAAAAACUAAUCAAGUUUCAGUUAAUCAAGAAAAUAUCAACAAAAGUCCUAGUAAACAUGUGUUGAAGGAAGACAGCUGGUUAACAAUAUCCCAACCAAAGAUCAAACAAGACCAGUUCCUUUUUUCCAUCAGCUUACCAAACAUGCAGUACUCUUACAACAGCCUCGAUGGUCAACGGUAUAAUAGGCGACAGUCCUCCGGUGCGCUGGCUUCGCCUGAAAUAGACAUGGGCACGGCGGGGAGCACCGCAGAAGCGGAACACGAUGGGUUCUACAGGCUGAAAAAAGACUCGCAGCGAAGGACCACGCUGGCUCGGGUGUUGGCCCAAGACCAGGCUACGUUGGGCAAGGUGUGGAUGCAGUUUAUUCGCCGUGAGUUUGGACAACCCAAGUUGACUAGUGAGCACCUUGAGGUGUUGAUGAAGGGUCUUCGGGAUUACAUUACGGACCAAAACAGGAAUAUCGUUGAGCGGACUAUAUACAACCUCAAGGAACAACUGAACUUCGAUACGGUCGCUGUGCAUCAACUUCACAUAUCAUUGUGCUUAUUUAAGGACGCGGCCAAGUCCGUGUUGCGGUUACAUAAUAUUAAGCCCCAUUGGAUGUUUACGCUCGACACGUUGGUGAGCAGUGCCGUUAAUGCAGUCAUUGCCGUCCUAAAGCCUGAGUUCGACGAAAAUAUCGCUGUCAAAGAUGUCAAGCCAGACGGCAGCAUCUUUACAGCCAUCACGGAUGACACAAAGACCAGCUCACCGUCGUUCUGUUCAUCAAUAAAAUCGCAUAAGACCGAUGAUAGCUGUUACAUGGAAAGUUCGCCGACGAAAAGCUGGCGUGAGAUGUUCCACAGAUUUCUGGAAGAAGUGUUGGAAUGUCAAAACGGUUUUCUGAAAAAAAUGGUUGAAGAUCAAAAGGACCUGAUGGCUUUGUUGAAAUGGACUGUUGAACAGAACGCUGCCAUUUGCAGCGAUUACUGUUGUACCUCUUGUCGGAAUUGCUGUCGCGAGUUCAGAGAUUUCAAUCAUGAAAAUAGCGCGGACGAUUGUUACAAAGAUCUAAUCAAAUGGCUUCGAGACGUCGGUAUUGACGAACACUCGAUAAAAAUAUUAGUCAACGAACAGUUUCUGUUGGACCAAAUACUACUGGACGUCACGAGAGACGAUUUAAGAGAUCUCGGGUUAAAACGGGGCGUCGAGUUGAGAUUGUGGAAAGAAAUCCAACGGCACAGGGAAAUAUCGUCUGCCGGGACAAAUACGACGUCUAUCACGCCGCGAUCUUCGUUGUUGCCGUCGACUGCUAACAACAAUAAUUAUACCUCCGAUGUACGGCAACAGUUGCAGCCAAGUCAUCGGACGAACAAUCGAAUUAAUAAUAACCUAUGACGUGAAGUAGUGUUACAUAACAACAGUUGUAGUGUGUUGUAUCACACUUUUGAAUUACCCAUCGUUGCCGUUUAUAGUUAAGUAUAAAUAUGAAUAAAUAGGUAAUGUUUUUUUCUUUUUGUAUUAUUGUUACCGAAUUUACUUAAAUAACAAAUUGAAAAAUUGUUUAUGAAAUAAUUUAUUCUAAUUUUAUUAUAUACAUAAUAAUAAUAAUAAUAAUAAUAAUAAUAUUAUAUAACCACUAUGUGCAAUGUCCUUAUAAUUAUUAUAUUAAUAAAAACAAUAUAGUAUUUUUUUGUUAUUUAAAUGUAAGUGUUAAAUCGAUACAUCUUUAAUUUGGUAAAAAACUAGAUCAUGAAUUGUCGUAUGUACUUAUGUUAACUUCAAUCAUUAUUUUAUAAUUAAUUUUAAAUUUAUCUCGUAUUAUGUUAGUUGUUCUUAAAAAAGGAAGGCUGCUAUUGUUUGCCUACUGCCUAGCUUAAAAAUAGGCUGUACUAAAACUCAACAAUUAGUGAGUACAUAAUUUAUAAAAUUUAACUUUUAACCAAAUUUAUUUGAAUUAUGUAAUAUAACUUCAAUUUGUUUAAUAAAAAUUUCAAAAACUAAUC
Aphis gossypii (cotton aphid) is the source of this 4867-nucleotide messenger RNA. It is a transcript of the gene Ask1, whose product is annotated as mitogen-activated protein kinase kinase kinase 15. Bases 153 to 4259 code for a protein of 1368 amino acids. Gene Ontology annotation, biological process: MAPK cascade; protein phosphorylation. The transcript is spliced from 24 exons. Lineage: Eukaryota; Metazoa; Arthropoda; Insecta; Hemiptera; Aphididae. Gene Ontology annotation, molecular function: ATP binding; protein kinase activity; protein binding. The record is from RefSeq and is a predicted model, not a curated record.